Messenger RNA from Besnoitia besnoiti, 1599 nucleotides. RefSeq lists its product as uncharacterized. NCBI's taxonomy places the organism in Eukaryota, Apicomplexa, Conoidasida, Eucoccidiorida, Sarcocystidae. The record is from RefSeq and is a predicted model, not a curated record. Bases 1 to 1599 code for a protein of 532 amino acids. The transcript has 3 exons.
AUGGCGCGGUCGCAGGACAGGGAGCGCGGACGAGAGCGUGCAGAGGCUUCUUCGCAGAACUCCGGGAAGAAGCGGGCGAAUGGAGCUGAGGGAGACGGCAAGCGCAAGGGCGCCGGAGGCCCCGGCGCCGAGGGCCCCGUCGCAGGCGUGCAGAGCCGAUACCCCGUGAUGAAUGAGAAUGCCUACCAGGAGCAGAAGAAGCUGCAUCUGGCUGAGCUGCGGCGGCACGCUCCAUCUGCGCUGCGCAGCUUCGCCGAGUCUCUCGUCUGCUUCACCUACAUGGCCUUCAUUCCGGGGCUCCUGAACGCGCGCCUGCGGCGGCUUCCCUGCCUGGAGACCUGGGCGACUGGCACGACCAGUGCGCUCUCUCUCUGGAUCACCCUCGCGAGCUGGGCGGCCUUCUUCGCCCGAGGAAACGUCACCGACCCCGCCAGCUUCCUCGUCGCCGUCCGCGAGGCGAAGGCCUGGCGCGCCACUCAGAAGGAGCGACCGCGCGAAGCCGCCUGCGACGCGUCGUCUUCCAGGCGACAGCCCGCAGAGCAAACCCGUGACGGUGCAGGCGCAGAGAACUCUGCGCGCGGGCCUGCAGAAGAUGCGCUCGCCGCCCUCUCUUGUGGCAGCUUCUGGAAAGUGACGGCGGCCUCGCUGUUGGGAGCUUCUGUUGUCGGCGUGGUGCUUCGCUGCUUCUUCUCACACGUCACGUUUCUUCCCUCCCUCGGCGCGCUGCCUCUUCAGGUUUUCGAGGACUUGCCGCCGGCGAUGCCCGGGAAAGUCGCGCCGCCGUUUUACCUCCCUUCGUCUUCUCUUCUGGCGUCUGUCCUCUCGCUGCUGCCUGCUUCGCGUCAACUGCAGGCCGCGGACAUGCUUCGCAGCGCCCUCGUCUUUGCAAGUCGGCUUUUCUCCUUCCUGCGGCGACUCGGUCUCGGUGUAGGGACAGCCGGCGUCGCCAUGGUGCUCAAACCGGGCGGCGGCCACCAGGAGUUUCAGCAGCAGCUUAUCAAGAGUGCCUUUUUCAAGGAGCACUUUGGAGCCGACGUCCUGGACACAAGCACCGAGGCGGCCCUGGGGGUCUUCCACGGAGCCCCGCCCGUUGACAAUUUCUUCUCGAAACUCGUGCACGGCCUGACCAACUCCGCAGCAGGCGUGCAGGAAGAGGAGGCUCUUGUCCUCUGGAUCAGCGCGAUGCUGGAUGUCUUUCUCCUCGAGGUCUUUUUCGCCAUCCUUGCCUACAUGGCUGUUGCGGUGCAAGCCUCGCUUGCGGUCGCGCUGGAGAGCAAAAUUCGAAUCCGAGGCAUCACGUUUGCCUCCCUCAACGCUGGCUGCUUCUUCUACUUCUUCGGGAUUCCCUUCUGCGCGUCCGUGGGCGGGCCUAUGCUCAAUGCCGGAUACGCGGCCCUGGUGACGGCGUACCGGCUGGACGUCGUUGGAUUCGCCCUCCUCGUUUCCGCAGACCUCCUGGGUGCCUACAUCGCCACCCUGUUUGUAACACCUUCGGUGUGCGUGGAGAGCAAGAAGACGGCCGCGAGCUCCGCGCCUGCAAAGCGGAGUUUUGUCUUUCGCUCGUGGCCCCGAAGCGCAGAAAAGAGAAAAACUGAGUAA